CACUAAAAAGCUCAUAUUUGUAUUCCAGGGUCCAUACAAUUUGAUAAUGUACAACACCUCAAACUGCAUUAAGGAGCAGCCUUGGUUCCACACCAACGUCACAGUCCUCAACGGCAAAGUCCUCCGCGGCACCGUCGUCAGUCAGAAGGAAAUAAAGAAUGUCAAGUUCCGCGUUCAAACGUUCUACUUAGACCAAGGAAAAAUAAAAAUUUUCGAGAUAAAGAACCAGAAUUGCCAUAAUUCGAUCAUACAGAUAGUGCUGAAAACAAUUGGCAUAACCUACAAUAGUCGGAAGUGCACGAUGAAACCGUUGACUGCAGAGUUUGACAAUCUGAACUUGGAUGCAGUCCUUCACAUGGUGGUGCAGAAGAUCUGGUACGGCUCCGUGAUAAUCAGCUGGCAGAUCGCCGUGCCCACCGCCACGAUCAUGUGCCUCGAUAUCCACAUGCAGAUUGUUAAAGCUGAGAGUGUGGACAAUAAGGAAAAUUCCUAAUCGCCAUGCAAUUU
Messenger RNA from Cydia amplana, 507 nucleotides. RefSeq lists its product as uncharacterized. The transcript is spliced from 3 exons. The record is from RefSeq and is a predicted model, not a curated record. Bases 47 to 493 code for a protein of 148 amino acids. Lineage: Eukaryota; Metazoa; Arthropoda; Insecta; Lepidoptera; Tortricidae.